Chiroxiphia lanceolata (lance-tailed manakin) is the source of this 3093-nucleotide messenger RNA. It is a transcript of the gene SP2, whose product is annotated as Sp2 transcription factor. Gene Ontology annotation, molecular function: DNA-binding transcription factor activity, RNA polymerase II-specific; RNA polymerase II cis-regulatory region sequence-specific DNA binding. Bases 71 to 1918 code for a protein of 615 amino acids. Gene Ontology annotation, biological process: regulation of transcription by RNA polymerase II. Lineage: Eukaryota; Metazoa; Chordata; Aves; Passeriformes; Pipridae. The record is from RefSeq and is a predicted model, not a curated record. The transcript has 7 exons.
UGCCCUGAGGACGAAGAUGGCGCCGUGAGCGGGUCGGAGCCGCUGCCGCCGCCCCCGCUCCAGGGCCAGCAUGGCUGCGACCGCCGCCGUCAGCCCCAGCGAGUACCUGCAGCCGGCUGCCUCCGGCACCCAGGACUCCCAGCCCUCUCCCCUGGCCCUCCUGGCAGCCACAUGUAGCAAGAUCGGCCCCCCCGCCGUGGAAGCCGCCGUGACCCCCCCGGCUCCCCCCCAGCCCACGCCCCGAAAGCUGGUGCCCAUCAAACCCGCCCCGCUGCCCCUGGGCUCCGCCAAGAGCAGCAUCGGCAUCCUGUCCUCCAAAGGGAACCUCUUCCAGAUCCAGGGCUCCCAGGUGGGCACCUCCUACCCGGGGGGGCAGCUGGUUUUCGCCAUCCAGAACCCGGCCGUGCUCAACAAGGGCUCCCGCUCGUCUUCUUCGUCCUCCUCCUCCUCUUCCUCCUCCUCCUCCAACAUCCAGUACCAGGCGGUGCCCGGCGGGGCACAGACCAUCCAGGUGCAGCCCAACCUCACCAACCAGAUCCAGAUCAUCCCAGGCACCAACCAGGCCAUCCUCACCCCUUCCUCCUCCUCCUCUUCCUCCUCCUCCUCCUCCUCCUCUUCCUCCUCCUCCUCCUCCUCUCACAAGCCCGUGCCCAUCAAACCCGCCCCGGCGCAGAAGGCGGGAGCGUCGCCGGGCGCGGGCAGCGUGGUCAAGUUACCCGGCGGCGGCAACGUGACUCUGACCUUGGCCAGCAACAGCCUGGUGGGCCCCGAGCAGGGUGGCCCGGCCCAGCUGCUCACGGACAGCCCUUCCAAAGCGGGCAAAAAGCCCCGGAAAAAGGCGGCGUCUCCCGCCCAACCCGCCGCCGCCGUGGCCGUGGCCGAGCAGGUGGAGACGGUGCUGAUCGAGACGACGGCGGAGAACAUCAUCCAGGCCGGCAACAACCUGCUGAUCGUGCAGAGCCCCGGCGCGGGGCAGCCGGCCGUGGUGCAGCAGGUGCAGGUGGUGCAGCCCAAGCAGGAGUCGCAGGUGGUGCAGAUCCCACAGCAGGCCCUGCGCGUGGUCCAGGCGGCCUCGGCCACGCUGCCCACAGUGCCCCAGAAAGCCUCCCAGAACUUCCAGAUCCAGGCGGCGGAGCCCACUCCCACCCAGGUCUACUUCAAAACCCCCUCGGGGGAGCUGCAGACCGUGGUGCUCCAGGAGGCCUCAGCCAUGGCCGUGGCUCCGUCGGGAUCGUCCUGCGGCAGCCCCGUGUCCCGCAGCCCCGGCCCGGGGGGCUCCAGGAAACCCCAACCCCGCAAGGAGCGCCCGCUGCCCAAAAUCGCCCCGGCCGGGGGCAUCCUGAGCCUGAACGCUGCCCAGCUGGCAGCUGCUGCCCAGGCCAUGCAGACCAUCAACAUCAACGGGGUGCAGGUCCAGGGCGUGCCCGUCACCAUCACCAACGCCGGAGGGCAGCAGCAGCUGACGGUGCAGAACGUGUCCGGCAACAACCUGACCAUCAGCGGGCUGAGCCCCACCCAGAUCCAGCUCCAGAUGGAGCAGGCGCUGUCUGGAGAGAUCCAGCCCGGAGAGAAGAGGAGGAGGAUGGCCUGUACCUGCCCCAACUGCAAGGAUGGGGAGAAGAGGCCGGGGGAUCCGGGGAAGAAGAAGCACAUCUGCCACAUCCCCGAGUGUGGCAGAACCUUCCGGAAGACGUCCCUGCUGAGGGCCCACGUCAGGCUGCACACGGGGGAGAGGCCCUUCGUGUGCAACUGGGUGUUCUGCGGGAAGCGCUUCACGCGCUCCGACGAGCUGCAGCGGCACGCGCGGACACACACGGGUGACAAGAGGUUCGAGUGUGCCCAGUGCCAGAAACGCUUCAUGCGCUCCGACCACCUGACCAAGCACUACAAGACCCACCUGGUCACCAAGAACUUGUAGGGCCUGGAGGGGGGACCCACCCCCCCAACCCCACACACCCCAAAACCAGGCCCAGGAGCACUCCAGAGCCCCCCCUCACCUCCCCAGGAAGGGGGACCCCAAGGGAUGUCCCCAAACCCUCCCGUGCCCCCCAGAGGUGCCAGGGAUUUCCCCCCUCGGGGUCAGGGGGUGGCCCAGCAGCACCGAGAGCCCUCCCUGGGGUGUCCCCCAAAAGAGGAGCCAGGGCAGGGGGGGAGAGGCCCCACAGCACAUUCCUACUUUGUAUUUAAAUCUAUAAAUAGCUAUAAAUAUCUAUAUGCCCCCUUUGGAAGGUCCCCUUUUUCUAUGGAGAUCGUUGCCUUACGCUCCCGAUUCCCAACCCUGUGGAUCAUGAGUGCUUUUCUAAGCUCUAUUUAACCCCCUUUUCCUCCUCAGAUUUCCCAAAACUCAAGGGGUUUUUUUGGGUUUUUUUGGGGUUUUUUUUGAGUUUGUUUUGUUUUGGUUUUUUGGGGGGUUUUCUGGGUUCUUUUCUUUUCUUUCUUUCUUCCUUUCCUUUCCUUUCCUUUCCUUUCCUUUCCUUUCCUUUCCUUUCCUUUCCUUUCCUUUCCUUUCCUUUCCUUUCCUUUCCUUUCCUUUCCUUUCCUUUCCUUUCCUUUCCUUUCCUUUCCUUUCCUUUCCUUUCCUUUCCUUUCCUUUCCUUUCCUUUCCUUUCCUUUCCUUUCCUUUCCUUUCCUUUCCUUUCCUUUCCUUUCCUUUCCUUUCCUUUCCUUUCCUUUCCUUUCCUUUCCUUUUUUUUUGUUUUGUUUUUUGGUUGUUUUUUUUUUCUCUCCCAAAACUCAAGUUUUUUCUGCUUUGUUUUUUUUUAUUAUUAUUAUUAUUUUUUUUUUCACCCCUCUUAAAAAUUUCUCUCUCCCAGCUUCUCAAUUCCCAAGCAACGUGGAAAACGUUUUCCUUUGGAAUUUUGGGACUCCUUUCCCCGUGCCCCCCUCUGUGUACAGUGUACAUUGUAUCAUAGAUUAUAUUGCUUUGGAGCUUUUAAAUUAAACGAAAAAAAUCCACUUUAUUUUUUAGUUGUAACGAGCCCGAGGGUGUUUUUCCCUGGAUUAUGUGAUUGGAUCUGUUCCUGUUUUCUGAACUGUACCUGGAGACAGCCAGGAGCUUUUCCUUGCUAAAUAAAUUUAGUCACCAGAGGCAAA